Molecule: messenger RNA, 1488 nt
Organism: Microthlaspi erraticum
Lineage: Eukaryota; Viridiplantae; Streptophyta; Magnoliopsida; Brassicales; Brassicaceae
Source: the annotation of a GenBank genome assembly
AUGAGUGUCAAGAACCAAGUGGUUGUGCCUUUGUCUAUUGGCAACUACAAGGAUGAGAUCCUUUGUGACAUUCUGCCUAUGGACGCCGGUCACAUCAUCUUAGGGCGGCCUUGGCAAUCUGAUAGACGUGUGAUCCAUGAUGGAUUCACAAACCGCUACACUCUUCUUCAUGAGGGCCGUAAAACCACUUUGAUUCCUUUGAGUCCACAAGAAGAACACUUGAUUGGCUUGACUCACACUCCACCGGAGAUUCCGAGUGAACUAGCUCAACUUUUGCAGGACUUUAGCGAUGUGUUUCCUGAUGAUAGUCCACCAGGCUUGCCUCCUGUCCGAGGUAUUGAGCACCAGAUUGACUUUGUCCCCGGCUCCACUUUACCAAACAGGCCGGCUUACAGAACCAAUCCGGUUGAGACCAAGGAGCUUCAGCGCCAAGUGGAUGAACUCAUGGAGAAAGGCCACAUUAGAGAGAGCAUGAGCCCUGUGCUGUUCCUGUUCUUCUUGUUCCUAAGAAGGAUGGAAGCUGGAGGAUAUGAGUUACAUGGCUCUUGCAUCUUCUCUAAGAUUGAUCUUAAGAGUGGAUAUCACCAAAUCCGGAUGAAGGAAGGUGAUGAGUGGAAAACCGCCUUUAAAACCAAGCAUGGUCUAUAUGAGUGGCUUGUGAUGCCAUUUGGCUUGACCAAUGCGCCAAGUACUUUCAUGCGGUUGAUGAAUCAUGUCUUAGGUUUUGUGGUGAGUGCAGAUGGCGUACAGGUUGAUGAAGAGAAGGUCGCAGCUAUCCGGGAUUGGCCUAGUCCUAAGACCGUUGGAGAGGUCAGAGCUUUCAUGGCUUGGCCGGAUUCUAUCGGCGGAAUCGGAAUAGGAGCUGUUCUCAUGCAAGACAAGAAGCCGAUUGCCUACUUCAGUGAGAAACUUGGAGGAGCCACUCUCAAUUACCCAACCUAUGAUAAGGAGCUCUAUGCGCUGCACUUCAAAGGCCAACAGAAGCUCAACAAGAGGCAUGCUCGCUGGGCCGAGUUCAUAGAAACCUUUCCCUAUGUGAUCAAGUACAAGAAAGGUAAGGACAAUGUCGUGGCCGACGCAUUGUCUAGACGGUAUACACUUCUCUCUACUCUUGAUGCCAAACUCUUAGGCUUUGAGCAAAUUAAAGAACUAUAUGCUUCUGAUGCUGAUUUUUCUGAUAUUUAUCAAGCUUGUUCUAAGUUUGCUUCUGGUCGAUAUGGAAGCACAUGGAGGAGGACUUAUGGGACAUUUUGGAGUUGCACCAAGACUAUACAGAUCAUGAGAGAUCAUUUCCAUUGGCCACACAUGAUUAGAGAUGUGGAGCGCAUAUGUGCUCGCUGCACCACUUGUAAGUUGGCCAAAUCCAAGGUCCAACCCCACGGUUUGUAUACUCCUCUCCCUAUUCCAUCACAACCUUGGACUGAUGUUUCCAUGGACUUUGUUCUUGGUUUACCCAGAACUAGACAUGGAAAGGAUUCCAUUUUGUGA